Messenger RNA from Paramacrobiotus metropolitanus, 1291 nucleotides. RefSeq names its product phosphatidylinositol N-acetylglucosaminyltransferase subunit Q-like. The record is from RefSeq and is a predicted model, not a curated record. Gene Ontology annotation, cellular component: endoplasmic reticulum; membrane. The transcript is spliced from 6 exons. The coding region runs from base 157 to 999 and encodes 280 amino acids. NCBI's taxonomy places the organism in Eukaryota, Metazoa, Tardigrada, Eutardigrada, Parachela, Macrobiotidae. Gene Ontology annotation, biological process: GPI anchor biosynthetic process.
UCGUCUUUCUUCCAUCAUCUUUCCUCCUUGUCAAACUUUGUUGUUAUUUCUUUCGACUUUCGAGAUAAAAGGCGCUAGUUGAUACUAUUAAGACACUUUAAAACUUUUCUAUUUUGCUGCCAGAUCAAGCAGUAGGUGUAGUAUCAAGUGGCAGUUAUGGACGACAUCGCUCCGAGCGUAACACCACGAAGAUGCAGAAUGUCCGAAAUGGCUCGCUUUUCGGAAGUGUUGAGAUUGUUUAAAUCCCGUGCUGCGUUCUUAUCCCACCUACGGACAUUGUUUUUCGAGGAACGUGGAGGUAGCGGACGUUACCGUUAUCUCGCCGUUGCCGUUUUUCUCCUUAUAGCUGAUAUCGGUCUUGGCGGACUGCUCGUAUCGUUCGUGCUUGGCAAAGACCAGCAGAUCUGUCACAAUGUUUCAGUUCGCUGCUUGGCGAUUCUCAGAAAUAGCACGUUUAGCCUUAGUGGCGUGCUGGAUUGGCUGAUGGGCAAUCCGGUUGGACUAAAACUCAACAAAGAACUCGCGGCCACUCUUGGAACGUUUUUCAAACACCAUAUUUCCUUGUGGCAGAUGUAUAUUAACGCACUGACUUCGAUCUGGGAGGACUGUGGCUAUUUCGUGUGCUCUGCGGGUCUGAUGGGUGUGUCUGUUCAAAUGGCAUUGCUGACGGAUAUUAUUGCGCUGUUCACGAUUCACAUUCAUUGCUUUUACAUCUACAUGGGGCGGUUGUACAACAUGCAGCUGCGAGGGUUGCUGGCAUUGGGCCGCUUAUUUCGCGGGAAGAAAUGGAAUCCUUUGCGUGAAAGGGUGGAUCAUAUUCCACGCUCAGUUGAUCAGUUAUUUGUGGGAUCCAUGUUACUGACCAUCAUGCUCUUCCUUUUGCCGACAGUUUUAACAUUUUAUGUGGUAUUCGCAACCCUUCAUGUUGCCGUGAAAGUGCUGCAGAUUCCUGUCAUACUGGUCAGCAGAUGGUUGGAAUUUUGUUUCCGAUUUGGUUAGUAAUGUCGUCCUACUUUAUAGAAUUUGUUCAUCCAUUCGGAUACAUUUUGUUUGAAUUACUUGUUACGAGUAGCAUAUCGAACCGGCUGCACGUUCGAACGUUUUAAAUAAGCGGUUCACAUCUUAUCGUGGUAACUGUUUGGUUGAACACGGAUUUCACUGAUGUGAUUUGUUUGCUACAGUUGGCAACUUGGCAUAACGGUUUGUUGUAACUGUAUUUAAAAUUGUAAAAGUUGUAGUCUUGUAAAGUAGUUGUUUUGUAAAAGUUUGUUGUUGUUUUUAGUUGUAGUUG